Molecule: messenger RNA, 471 nt
Organism: Gongylonema pulchrum
Lineage: Eukaryota; Metazoa; Nematoda; Chromadorea; Rhabditida; Gongylonematidae
Source: the annotation of a GenBank genome assembly
AUGCCAACAGUGCCCUGGUUGCACUUCUAUCACUCAUUCUGCACGAACAUUUGGGAACGGUAUAAAGUCCAGCAUGUGAAGAAAAAGAAAGAUGAGCUGGAGAUGUGCGGCCGUAAUGGUUCCAUCGAUUGCAGCCUCGAUGAACCAACAAACUUUUUCGUCAUCGAAAACGUUGGGUUUGAUCCCACAGAAGUGCGGCUACGCAGAGUACGUCAGUACAAUCCGAGCCACCAUCGUCCCCUCUGUCUCAAGUGGGGCAAGCUGCUGCAGGUUUGCCUUCAUUAUCGUUGGCUGCUUUGUUUUGCUGAUGAUGUGUACGGUUCUAAGAAGUUCUGGCGCUUGAGACAUGCAAAAUCUUGUCUCAUUUUGGCUCUUCAAAAGGCAGAGCUCCCAUUUCUGCUAAAGCGAACGCCGUGUCUGCUAACAGACAUUCAGAUGAUUGCAGUUGCGAUCCCUCGUACCGGAAAUUAA